AUGGCGACACAGCUGCGUUACCCGGGCAAGGUGGUGAUUGUGACCGGUGGCACCUCUGGUAUUGGUCUGGCCGUCGUGAGAGAAUUUGUUCGCCAGGGAGCCAAUGUGGUCUUCUGUUCAAUACCAUCCGAAGCGGAAAAGGGGAAAGCAAUUCAGAGAGAGCUGCAGGAUUCAGGGUGCCCAGGAGAUGCUUACUUCGAGGUCUGUGAUGUCCGCAAGGAGGCAGACAUUAAGAGGUUGAUUUCGGCUACUCUGGAACGUUAUGGGUGCCUCGACUGCUUGGUGAACAAUGCUGGAGAUGCUAGAAUUGACAAGAUAGAUGAUGUGACUGCCCAAGACGUCCGCAACGUCAUGGAACUCAACACUCUGAGCAUUUUGUUAGCAUCAAAGUAUGCGCUGCCCUACUUACGGGAAACAAGAGGAAACAUCAUCAACAUGGCCAGUAUUAUUGGUGUGAUUGGGCUGAAAAACAGAGUGACGUAUUCCCUAAGCAAGGGUGCGAUUAUUGCAAUGACCAAAACUCUGGCCAUAGAUGAGAGCAAAUACGGAGUCCGAGUCAACUGCAUCUCACCAGGUAGUAUCUGGACUCCUUGGUGGGAAAGGAAUGCAAAUCAGACCCCGAAUCCAGAGGCCACACUCCAGGAACUCAAGAGUUAUCAGCUACUGGGACGUUUUGGGACCCCAGAAGAAGUGGCUUUGGCUGCCCUGUAUCUUGCCGCUGAUGGAACUUUCUGCACUGGUUUCAACCUUAUACUCAGUGGUGGAGGUGAAGUUGGCUUUGGGAAGAAGGCCCAGGUGGAUUCUGAGCCUGACGCAUGUGCAAGUGGAAACUCACAAGACUCCUUCAUCAAGCAAUAG
Molecule: messenger RNA, 858 nt
Organism: Sphaerodactylus townsendi
Lineage: Eukaryota; Metazoa; Chordata; Lepidosauria; Squamata; Sphaerodactylidae
Product: 17-beta-hydroxysteroid dehydrogenase 14-like
Exons: 9
Coding region: 1-858 (285 amino acids)
Biological process (GO): steroid catabolic process
Cellular component (GO): cytosol
Molecular function (GO): estradiol 17-beta-dehydrogenase [NAD(P)+] activity
Source: RefSeq, a predicted model, not a curated record